AGCACCUCGACGACCCCCUCUCCCGGUCCAUCAACUAGCAGCAGUGGAGGGGCAGACAGCGCCACUAGCGACUCUCAAUCGGGCUCCAGUAGUAACUCGUCCACUUCUUCCGGCAGGUUGAGCGCCGGAGCACUGGUCGGCAUCAUCGUAGCAGCUGUGGUGCUCGUGCUCGUGCUGCUCGCGGUCUUCCUUGGGCGGCGACUUCGACGCAGAGACCGAGGACGACGACGAUCUACCUCGGAGGGCUUGGAGCCGCCGGUCCGAGGGAAGCAAGUGCGGCUUCUGAACGACGAUCGCUCUCCUGAAGAACACGAAGACAACACCAGAUUCACGUCAAAGACGCACUCGAGCGGAGCCUCAAUGCCCGACGGGAAGAUAAACCUCUGGGAAGACCCCGUCAUUGUAGCCGCGAGGGUCUCCGUCGACCGAGUACAGCUCGGAGCUAUGAUCGGCCGGGGCGGCUUCGGAGAGGUCUACAGAGGACGCUACCGAGACCAGGACGUGGCCGUUAAAACCUUGCUGCCGGACAAACGCAAGGACCUCGUGCAGAUCCAAGCCUUCCUCUCCGAGAUCCGACUCAUGGCAACGAUGGAGCACCCCUGCAUCGUGCAGUUCGUGGGCGUCGCGUGGGAAUCGCUCGGUGAUCUGUGCUGCGUGACCGAGUUCAUGGCCGGAGGCGACCUGCGGUCACUGUUGAACGACUACCGUGCGAACGGAGACCCGGAGGGAAUGGACGCCGGCAAGGUGGAGAUCGCGUACCGAGUGGCGUACGCGCUCGCGUACCUGCACUCGCUGGAGCCUGCGGUGCUGCACCGCGACCUCAAGUCGCGCAACAUCUUGCUCACGGAGUCGCUGGACGCCAAGAUCACGGACUUUGGGACAUCGCGCACUCGGUCGAAUGAGACGAUGACUGCAGGGGUGGGCAGCUGGAUGUGGAUGGCGCCCGAGGUGAUGGUCGGAGGUCGCUACGAUGAGAAAGCCGACGUGUUCUCGUUCGGCGUGGUGCUGUCGGAGCUGGACACUCACGAGCUGCCGUACUCGCACGCGAAAGAAGGCGGUUCGUCCGAGGCCGCGAUGAUGCAGAUGAUGUCGAUGGGCAAACUGCGGGUUCGCUUCUCGCGGUUCACGGACCCGGACAUGGUUCUCUUCGCUGAAAGCUGCGUGAGUGUGGACCCACACGAGCGACCGACGGCCGCUGAGGUGCUCUACUACUUUCAAAAAGCUAUGAAACAACAGCACUGAGGCACUGCAUGUACAGAGCUAUUCUCCUGAGUCAGCUACCCCAUUGUAAACUUCGUUUUCUAUCACUGUGUUAUAGAGUUGAGCUCGACAGCAGCCCAUAAGGCUUGAAAAGCUCUUUGGAGGCUAACAGUUUGCUCGUUUUUCUCAGUUAUGCCCUUUGUGUAAUCCAUUCGAACUGAAAUGAAAAGUCGAUACCUGGGAUAACCUG
Messenger RNA from Phytophthora sojae, 1450 nucleotides. RefSeq lists its product as hypothetical. The transcript has a single exon. Gene Ontology annotation, biological process: protein phosphorylation. Gene Ontology annotation, molecular function: ATP binding; protein kinase activity. Lineage: Eukaryota; Oomycota; Peronosporomycetes; Peronosporales; Peronosporaceae. Bases 361 to 1242 code for a protein of 293 amino acids. The record is from RefSeq and is a predicted model, not a curated record.